This is a messenger RNA of Marasmius oreades (fairy-ring Marasmius), 2011 nucleotides long. RefSeq lists its product as uncharacterized. Bases 150 to 1907 code for a protein of 585 amino acids. NCBI's taxonomy places the organism in Eukaryota, Fungi, Basidiomycota, Agaricomycetes, Agaricales, Marasmiaceae. The transcript has 13 exons. The record is from RefSeq and is a predicted model, not a curated record.
CAAUGUCACGGUCGAGGCGUCUAUUUCUGCCUGUCAUGAGCUGAUCAUGAGAUUCAACUAUUCAAACCCCCUCACCUUCUACCGCUCCCCCCUCCCUUAUUCUUUCUCCGUCCGCCACCCCACCCCACAUUCGUUUCCGAUUUCACCAAAUGUUAGGCUCGAAUCAUCCAACGAUGGAGGUCCUUACAGGCGCUACUGGGAUCACGAUGAACAGAAGUCACUUUUCAAAUGUGGGAAAGGAUCAGUACAACGAUUGCACGGUCCAUCAGACCAUCGUUCAGACCCGAUGCAGAAGAAAGAAGUUUGACAGGGACCUACCAGAACUUUCCGAAUUCACCGAGAUCAAGCGGGGUGAUAUUUACAAGAACAAGGACAUGUGUUAUUCUUGGCGGUUGUGCUCGAAUGGGAAAGACAACACGGAGGCAGCUGUUUAUCAUGCAGAGGUCAACAUAACUGGAUCCGAGUUUGGACAGAAAAAGUUCACUGUGAAGACGUAUCGCGGUCGAAAUGCGAUGAAGGAAUGGAGGCGCGAUUUUACGCGAUGUUCAAAGGAUUGGCUUAGGGACGUUCCACUUUUCGGUUACAACAAGUCGUCGGUUCCUUCGCUGAUAUUCUGUGGAGAGCUCGUACCUCUCGCACACAUUGAAGGUGGACUAGGUUCGGUGGGGUUAUAUUACAUUUCGUUGCUGAGGCGCAGCUUGGGCUGUUCAAGAAACCAACUGUGGAUGGAUCCCACGCAGGGAAAAUUUUGUCUCGGGCCAAUUGGGCCAGAAUGUCGCGAUUGGCAGGAUGAAUUCAUCAAUGACUUAGUUCCUUCCGACGUGGAAUUCCUUAAAGAAGAGGUGGUCAUCCGAUACUUCGCUAGCAAGCAAGACGAUCGAGGGCUUCUCUAUACGCUUAGUUACAGUCAUCUUGAAAUACUUCAAGUUGACGUCCCGGUAACCAGUCACACCCAGGUCAUUUCAGGUUUGACAAACUCAACAAUUGCUUUCCUUGAAAAUGUACGGUGGCGGCGUUGGAAAGAUUGUCUUCACGAUGAGCGAGUGAUACCAGAUGGAGCGACAAGGUUCUGUCUCAGAGACAAUCGGCGCAAGAUACGAGUAGAAUCCAUCGGUGAACAGGGCGCAUGGCUUUCACAAGCGUUGAGCGUUUUUCACGUUCACAACAUUUCAUUGGAUGAGGACCUUUCCACGUACAAGUUCGUUGUCCCUUAUUUCAAGCUCAGAGGUACAAUCCAGGAAUGCAAACGGAAACGACAACGACGCCAACUACUACGUGUACCCAUUUAUUUGAUUCUCCUUCCUUCCCCUACUCCUGUCUGUCGUUGGACGUUUGACCCAGCCGGCCAGACACUGCUCUCGCCAGAAAUGUGCAAGUAUCUCGGCCUUCCCCUCAAGCUCUCCCUCGAAGUGAUUCCCUUCCAAAUAUCCUGGCCUACCAAGAUCUACAAAGCUUUUUAUGCAUACCAAAUCGCGAGAAGGUUUGAUCCUAAAAGCACGGAUUUUGCACAAUCUCUUCGAUACCCUAUCUUUGAUGUCGUUCCUGCCGAAAACCGCUUCCAAGAUAUUCUUGAAGAACAGGACGAAAUUGUCAUUGAAUCGGAAGCUUUACCGUCGCCAAAGGUCCAUGCUUUUCCAGAAGACUCAGAAUCAGUUCUCGACUCAAACGCUUACAAUGGCCACAUAGAAGUCCAAAGUCCCGAAGAAUCAGAUGAUUCUUUCACGCUCCAUUUACUAUUCAAUGAGACGGAAGCAUCCUCAAAAACGUCGAAUGAUGCCGAUCCCGUGCAAACUUCGAAUUUGGAGUACACUCAACAAGGCACGCUGCGUUCAAUACUCGGCACAAUCUUUUGCCAGUUCACAUGGGAAGCUGUCGAAGGCUCGGGGAUUUCAGCAGCAGCGAUCUGAUGCCGACCAUUCUAGAGAAUGGGAGUAACGACCAUUGUAAUUUAAUAAACGUCUUUUCGUUGUAUUAGCUGAGAGGAAUAAUAAUAAUACGAUUUUUGAACGGC